CAUAGGUAAAUGGUCUCAUUAUAUACUUUUCCAUAAGUUAUUUGGGCCAUCUAUUUUCAAGAUUUCAAGUAUAUACGGCUCUGCUCAAUUUGUACAACAUUAAAAUUUUAAAUUUUAUGGUUGUGGAUAAGAAUAGAUUUUUCAAAUCAUCAUAGGGUUUUUGAAGCCAGAACUAUGCCUCCAAAAAAACUUUAGAGGUGUGCCUACUUCUAUAGCACAAGGAAGUCAGCUUAUACAAACCUCCCAUGUAAACUAAUGGGAUUACAUAUGGCAUCGUAUAGUAUGAGACCAUUUAUCUUUAUCAUAAAGAAGUCACAAUUAUUUGUAGUCUUUAGAUGUCAAAAUGGAUGAAUUGAGGUGUGUCAUGAAGUUCAACAUAUUCUUUUAUAAACUGAGUCUAGUUAAUAACACUCUUACAAUCACUUGAUUUGAAAUCUAACAGACGAGUAAUUGUGACUUGAUUUUAACUAAGUAAAUGAUCUCCCUUGUAUACAUUUCCAUCAUGCACAAUGAAACCAUAAAUGAACCUCAAAGACACCAACUUCAAACACGGUCAAAUAGUACCUUCUCACCUGAUUUCACAUUUGAAUGGUUGGAGGUAAUUGUGAUAAAUAAGUUCCGGACUCUCAGUAUAUCAAUAUCAGUAAAAGUUCAUGUUUUCAAACUCAUCGAGCCAUGGGUCUGUUCAAAAUCUAUGAGUAGGCAAUUCUGGUCCGGGAAAUUCUUGAACCGCACUGUUCUCCUUAUUUAUUAUUUUCUAGUAUUUUAAAACCCAAUUCAGUGGGAUAGAUCAUUCACCCAUAGAUCCGUGUCAGAUUGUUGGAUCGAUGAUCUAUAUUGAAAAUCGACGGGUUUUCAAACAUCUAUUACUUAUUAAGCUAAUGGGUAGGCUAAUGGAAUCAGGAACCUUCGGAGUCGAACUAUUUGAUACAUAAUUGUGGGGGAGGGGACCCAUUUUUUUAAUCACAUGUAUGAAUGCAAAAAUGGAUAGCGAACGUCGUGCGGGUAUGUCAAGGAAACGUGCGAGUGCUCGUCACGACUCACCCACAGUGAAGCAACCAACCAGCCUAUAAAAACCGAAUGUUCUUAUCGUUGCUAGCAAAGGGAACGGUGGUCAGGCGACUGUCUCAUAGAAAAUGUGGUGCGCUAUUUGCGCUGUGGUGGUCCUUCUUGUGGUCUUGGCGGAGGCAAAGCAUGCAACGGCGAUGGCGCCUCAGGAGGGCCUCCUGUCCUUUGACUACUACGUUAAGAGCUGUCCUCAGGUGGAGUCCAUAAUCCACAACAAGGUCGCGGCGUGGAUCAACAAGGACUACACUCUUGCCGCUAGCCUCAUCAGGUUGCACUUUCACGACUGCAUUCUCAGGGGCUGCGAUGCGUCCAUUUUGCUGAACCACGCGGGGAGUGAGCGUCAAGCCCAGGCGAGCGCCACAUUACGUGGCUUCAAUGUGAUCGACGACAUUAAAGCAGCCGUUGAGAAGCAGUGCCCCAAAACUGUGUCUUGCUCCGACAUACUCACUGCUGCUGCACGAGACGCAACGCUCAAGAUUGGAGGUCCAUUCUGGGCGGUUCCGUUUGGAAGGAAAGAUGGAGUGGUGUCCAUUGCCAAGGAAACGAAUGUGGUUCCAGGCGGCCACGAGAAUAUCACGUCGCUCAUCGAGCUUUUCCAGUCAAGAGGUCUCAAUGUCCUCGAUCUCGUCGUUCUCUCUGGUGCACACACAAUCGGAAGGUGCAAGUGUGGUUCAGUACAAAACAGACUCUAUAACUUCAACCGAACUGUCAAGCCCGACCCGACCCUAUCCGUGAGUUACCGGAACUACUUGAAGAGGAAAUGCAGGUGGGCCUCAGAGGAGGUUGAGCUUGAUGCCAUCACCCCAACAAAGUUCGACUCCGUCUACUACAUGAACCUCCAAAAGAAGAUGGGACUUCUCUCUACUGAUCAGUUGCUCCAGUCUGACUCAAGAACUGCACCCAUUGUUGUGGCCCUUGGAACGCAGUCAGGGCUCUUCUUCCAGCAAUUUGCUGUGUCCAUGGUGAACCUUGGCAACACCCAAGUGCUCACUGGGCCUCAUGAAGGCCAGAUCAGAACUAAUUGCAAUUUUGUCAACCGUUAAAAAUUCUUCUUGUUUGUACAUGCAGUUUCUCCUUCUCAAAGAGAAAUUGCAAUGGAACAAGGUUUACAUCUUCAAAUUUGUUUUCUUUAUAGUUUUUCUUCUUGGUUUAGGGGAAGUAUUGAUUGAAAGACUGUGCAUUAUGUUGAGAGGAACAAUAAUUCAUGAUUUAUAGAAUAAACCACAAUGGAACGCAUGGUUACUUUCGAUGCCAAAUGGAGAUAAAGU
This is a messenger RNA of Amborella trichopoda, 2336 nucleotides long. RefSeq names its product Peroxidase superfamily protein. Lineage: Eukaryota; Viridiplantae; Streptophyta; Magnoliopsida; Amborellales; Amborellaceae. The record is from RefSeq and is a predicted model, not a curated record. Gene Ontology annotation, molecular function: heme binding; peroxidase activity. Gene Ontology annotation, biological process: hydrogen peroxide catabolic process; response to oxidative stress.